GGAGACAAUGGCAGAGUAGUGAUUCGAACUCACAACCUUGCGAUUAUGAGUCCAAUGCUCUAACCACUGGACCACAUGACCCUCUAUGUGGUAAAAUUUAAGCAAAAUAUAAGGCUACAAGAGUUUUAUGAGGUAUUAAUUGCUUUAUGCGGCAAAUACAUCCAAUUAAACGUGAUAUUUUAGUUACUGUUUUAUAUGAUCAGACCACGUCAGUUGUGAGUCAAGUAUAACCCCAAGAUAUUUUAUUUUAUCAACACACUGCAGGUAGUUAUCGUAUAAUUUGAUCUUGAAUUGGUGAUUAUCUAGCUUUCUUUUAGUGCCGAAAGGCAUGACCAUGGUUUUUUGAGGAUGAAUAUACAUCUUAUUAAUAUCAAACCACUUGCAGAUUAAAUCAAAGUAAUUUUGUAAAUUAAAUUGAACUUCAAGAAAGUUAUGAGAAUUUUUACAAAUAAGGGUAUAAUCUGCAUAAAGUGAAAUUAGGAAUUUGUAUGAAAUCUUUGGUUGUUAAUAUCGUUAUAAACAAAAGAUCAAGGGGCCCAGGAUUGACCCCUGGGGCACCCCGGAUUUCACAGUUAAAAAACUCACAGUUUAAUUAUCUAUAUUAACACAUUGUUGUCUUCCGACCAAGUACGAUUUAAACCAUUCACGUACCUCACCAUAGAAAAUCCGUUUAUCAAGUAUUGUUUCGUACGUACAUACAUGUACAUAUGUACACACACAAACAUCAUACACAAAAACAUUAAAUCAUAAAGUAUAACAAUAUCGAAAAAAUAGAACUUGGUCUGAUUAAUUGCAUAUGGACACUUAAUUUGAGCGCCCUGAUGAUAAAUGUGUUUUAUUUAAUAAAAGCAGAAAAAUAGAAAAAAAAUGUGAAGGUUUGAUGAAAAUCCAUCAAAGAAUAAUUCAUGAUUUCUUUUUUGUUUUAUUCCAUGGGGGGGGGGGUUGAUAAUAAGCAAAUAAAUUCCCCCCUGCAGGCCAAUAGUCUGCAUGAGAAAAAUUGAAUAUGUUUACAUUCAGGUGUGAUUCAUCUUACGGACAUGCUCCAGAGAGCAUCUUUUGUGCUACUCCACGUUUGGCUGAUUUACACAUUGUCACGAUCUGUAUAUUUUCUUGUGACUAUGGGAGAGGGUUCAAACGGUUCAUGUAUUGUGUGGAGCAGUAACAUACGCAGGAUUUUUUUUUAAAGGGGGUGGGUCAAGCAGAAUGAAAUGUUGACAACCCAAAAAAGAAAACUGUUUAAAAAAAUAGAAGGGGUGGGGUUUGCAUUCUUAAGGGGGUCUGGGGGAACCAAACAAAUUAAGGGGGGAGUUGAACCCCUGUUACCACCCCCCCCCCCUCGUGUACGCCACUGGUGUGGAGCAGACAGGUAGUUGACAUGAAUUAGAACCUGUCGUGAAUCUGUCUUGCUCGAUCAGGGAAAUGUAGCUGCAACAUUGGAAGAAAAAUCGACAAAAUUCAUUGGGACACUUUUCGGUUCGAGAAAUUUCGAUAUCAUCAUGACAAUUAACCUAAAUAUGAAACACUGGUCAUCAAAGCAAGUUUAUUUCAAGGACUAUAAAGUUGCUGUCUUCUUUACAAUCCUAACUUGUGUCAGCGUCUUUGCUAACGUACCUGAUGAUCCAUGCAUCUUUAUAAACGCGACGAAUCACAUUUGUUCAUGUACGGCACCGCCACCCUCACCUCCACCGUGUCCACCGGUUAUCUUUCCAGUGAACAACCUGUCCGAGUUCGGAGCAACAACCCAUUCAGUUUCAGUCACGUGGUUACCGCCAAGUUUCUGCAGGUACACUGGUUAUCAUGCGUCCUGUUCAAAUGGAUCAGAAGUUAUACCACAGCAAACCCUUGAUGCCCAGACGACAAUCUUUAAUUGUACCAAUCUUAUACCUGGAAUGUGUGGACUCAACAUCACAGUCACAACAUUGUUUAAUUAUUGUGAGAGCGAACCAAGAUCGAUCACCCUUGCAACAGUUCCUUCACAGGUAACUAACCUGACUGAAUGUGGAGCAACCGAUGAUUCCAUAUCAGCUUGUUGGUUACCACCUCAUGGCAUGUAUGAUGGUUAUAAAGUGACCUGUUCAGGUAGAGAACCAACUCUUCUUGAUGCUGACACGACCAUGUUUACAUGUACUAAUCUACCUAUUUCUGGAAAAAAAUAUUACAUGACAGUAAUUACCGUUAGCUGUGAAAAGGAAAGCGAACCAUCAGUAAUUACAAUUCUAGCACUUCCUUCACAGGUAACUAACUUGACUGAAUGUGGAGCAACCGAUGAUUCCAUCUCAGCUUGUUGGUUACCACCUCAUGGCAUGUAUGAUGGUUAUAAAGUGACCUGUUCAGGUAGAGAACCAACUCUUCUUGAUGCUGACACCACCAUGUUUACAUGUACCAAUCUAACUACUUCUGGAAUAAAAUAUAACAUGACAGUUACUACCGUUAGCUGUGAAAAGGAAGGCGAACCAUCAGUAAUUACAAUUGUAGCACGUGAGUCGAUCUUAGGUCAUCAUACUUAUUAG
Messenger RNA from Lytechinus variegatus (green sea urchin), 2510 nucleotides. RefSeq names its product fibronectin-like. The record is from RefSeq and is a predicted model, not a curated record. Lineage: Eukaryota; Metazoa; Echinodermata; Echinoidea; Temnopleuroida; Toxopneustidae. The transcript is spliced from 5 exons. Gene Ontology annotation, molecular function: protein binding. The coding region runs from base 1497 to 2510 and encodes 337 amino acids.